Molecule: messenger RNA, 3228 nt
Organism: Pelobates cultripes (western spadefoot toad)
Lineage: Eukaryota; Metazoa; Chordata; Amphibia; Anura; Pelobatidae
Source: the annotation of a GenBank genome assembly
AUGUCUGAGCAUAGAGUGACAGAGGUUGGUGCAAUUAAACUGUCCAAUGGUACAAAAACUCAAUUUCUUUCCCCAAGAUAAAACAGUCUUAUUCUAUUUUCUACAGGUUUUAUGCGGCCUGUUGUGUGCUCGGCCUCGAAUUUUUACAUCAGAACAAGAUUGCUCUACAGGUUUUAAAUUUUUACAUCAGAACAAGAUUGCUCACAGGUAAGUGUACAGGAAAAACUAAAGAUGGACAUACAUAUAUUGUUCCCAGAAAUGUUAUCUGUCUUAUUUACUGUACUGCCAUUAAAAUAUUGUCUGUGGCUUAAUUACAGUAAUUAGUAAUAUUAUUAUGUUAACUUUAUCAUAAAUUAUAUACGUCCUUAAAUCUAACCUUUUAUUUAUUCUAAAUAAGAAAACCAUGUAAUCCAAGUACCCUUUAGUGAUAUGUAAAAAAUAAUAAAAACUCCAAUUCUAUAUUUUAAUCUAGAGAUCUUAAAUUGCGGAAUAUCGUUGUAGACAAGGACGGAUACGCCAAAAUUACCGACUUUGGUCUUAGCAAACAAGGUAAAAAUAAUGUUAUAUUUAGCUAAAGUAAUUUAUCACAAAGUUACAGAAUGUAACAUUAGCCACAUACAAAUAACAUCCAACUGCAGACCAAAAUAAAAGUAUACAUGAAACACAAAGGAAUGAAAUCAAAUAUUGGUGUAAAAUGAAAUAAGGGGCCAUUGUACAAAUUCAUAUCCAGUGGGAGGCAAGGUUGGAACACUAGUCAGAGUAGAUGCUGGAACAUAAUACAGAUUCGUAAAAACCAUGGAAAAAUUUUACGAAAUUUCACAGAGAAUCUGCAGAUACAACACACUGACUCCUUGCAGCAAUUUUCUAAUAUCAAUUGGAAAAAAAUUACAUGAAAUUAUUAAAAAUAAUAUACUGUAACAUACUGUAUAGCAGCAAAAUAAACCUACAUCUAUCUGUGUCUUUACCGAUGUACAUUUAUACUCUCUCUAUUUACGAGGGAUGGGAUUCAUCGAUAGAACCAACUCUUUCUGUGGCACACUGGAAUACAUGGCGCCGGAAAUAUUUGAGAGAAAACCAUAUACAAGAUCUGUUGAUUGGUGGAGUCUGGGCGUAGUAAUUUAUGUCAUGCUGUGUGGAAGGGUAGGUAUAGCAUAUUUUUACCAAUUUGUAGGAUUCCUUCUUAGGAAACCAAAAAUCCUUGUGUGAUGUCAUCCAGUCUAUUGAUGAAACUGAUAGUAUUUCAAACUAUAGACUGGUCAAGGUUAAAGGGACAAGCUGAGCACCAUAACCACUUCAGCUCAUUAUAGUGCUUAUCUAAAUAUCAUAACCCAAUACCUCCCUCUCCACUUUAUCUAAACUGAUUUUAUCUCUUUAAUACUUUCUCAAUUUCUUUAUAUUUCAUUUAUUGUUUCUGCUUUGGAAAACCAUUUACAUUAGAGAAAUUACCCACUGUAGAUUCAAGGCCAACCCUGCACAGUGGGCACAGUUUGAGAAGACCGUGUGCCCUCUCUGUGUGGGCCGUUUACACAGAGCAGAUUAUGGGCUCUCAGGAGUGUGAGUGCUAUAAACAAUAUUGUCAUCUUGCCACAGUGUUUUAUGGUUUACAUCAAUAAGUUGUUUUUUCAUGACUCUCAUUGCAGUAUAUAUCAUUGAGUGUUUAUUUUAUGUGUGUGACAAUUUCUAGCAGGAUAAUAAAUAUUUUGUCACAAAAAACGAACUUCUGCAUCUUACAAUAUGCAUCUAAAAUGUUUUUUUUUCUAUUAGUUUCCCUUUAAAGGUAAAGACCGAGAGAGAGAGAUAUCAUAUAAGGUAGUUAACACUGAACCUGACUAUCCGGAGUUCCUGUCUGUAGAAGCGUUUUCAAUAAUAAAAAGUGUAAGUUGCCAACGCAUGUUUAGUGAUUUCUGAUUUUGACAUAUUGAGUAAGCGGAGGUCAGAAUUUGCAAUCACUGUUGAUGAGUGGAUUGCUGACGAGCUGCCUUGGGAUGAAGGAAGUCUGAGAGCUGUUAGAUUAGUAGUUACAUCUGGUAAGCGAUAAGCAGACGGUGGGUUUUAUAGCUCUUGGAAGCUCCAGGAUUAAAGAUCCUGCAUGUAGCUCUAUUUCUAAACAGUACCGCUCGUAUGGCUUUAAUGAUGUAUGACAUCACAGCUCAGCGUCUUACAUCAUACAACCCAUCACCUUGUUUGAACUCUGACAGUUGUUAGAAAGUGACAUAUAAGGUAUACGGAAAGGGUCAAGGCAUUGGGGGAGGUUUGGAAGGAUUUUACAAAAAGUGAAUUAUAUUGUUUCCUUUUUUUAUAUGAAGAAUUUUACUCUUAUCAAUUAUGCACAUUGCUCCAUAGAACAGACACGUUUCAUUCUGUGGGUCGAUCGAUGCGUGCCCCCGCCUGUUCCGCUCUGUUGUAGCUGCUAACACUGUGUGUGAAUGUGGGCUCGGACAGCUUGAGUGGUAAAGCUCUGAAAACAAAGCUGGUCCUCUGUAAAAACUGUGUGAUUGGCUGUAACAAAAUAGGACAAGCAGUUACAAAUACAUUGGUCUAGUUAGAGAUUAAAAGAAGUUAAACUUAUAUUUGGGGAAUUAAAUAAAUACAAGCAGUAAGCAUGACUUGUCCCAUCGAUCAGGGCAGAGCAAUGUCUGGGCACCAAACACGAUGCCAUUGUGACAUGGUGCCUACUGUGUAUUGAGCUCUGUAGUAAAGUAUUCAGCCUGAGCUGAUAAAGGUAGAUUUUACAGGACCUGCAAGAAAAUGCCUUUAAUUCUCAGUUUUUCAGAUUAAAUAACAUUUUCCUUUCUCCUCCCCCCUUAUGCAGCUUAUGAAUAAAAAUUCCAGAUCCCGUCUAGGAGCCAGGAUUGGUGCCAGUGCUGUCAAGAAACAUCCUUUUUUCAAAGUAUGUCCAUGUUGUAUAAAUUCCAUCUAUGGAUGUGUAGAUAUAAUGUCCAUUGUUCUAUAUUAUUAGUUUACUGGUUUAUAUCGUGGCACACCUGAUUUAUUUUUCUAAUUUUUCUUCAAUCUUUUUUUAUUUUUUAACAGGGAGUCGACUGGAGUGCGUUACUUUUUAAGAAUAUUAUAAAUUCGUUUGUACCAUCAAUUGCCGGACCAAAGGACGUCAGUCAUUUCGACAAAGCUUUUACAACACUGGACCCCAUUCUAACACCACCGGAAGAAUCACCGUUAGAAGACCAAGACCUGUUCCAAGAUUUCGACUGGGUGGCCGACUGGAUUUGA